Messenger RNA from Malurus melanocephalus (red-backed fairy wren), 891 nucleotides. RefSeq names its product membrane-spanning 4-domains subfamily A member 15-like. Bases 200 to 835 code for a protein of 211 amino acids. The transcript is spliced from 6 exons. Lineage: Eukaryota; Metazoa; Chordata; Aves; Passeriformes; Maluridae. The record is from RefSeq and is a predicted model, not a curated record. Gene Ontology annotation, cellular component: membrane.
ACGAGAAUUCCGUGAGUGAGCUUCCCGCAGGGAGCAAAGGGCAGUGGGAUUGUGUCCCUGCCUGGCCAGCACCUCCCAGGGAUAUCAGACAGCGAGGGGACUGUGGUGAGGAGGAGGAGGAGGAGAAGGAGGAGGAGGAGGAGGAGGAGGAGGAAAGCACCUGGGAACUCCUUCAGCUCCCCAGGCUCACUCCCAAGCCAUGGCAGCCACCACGGUGACCGAUGCCGGCAGCGUGAGGAUCAUCACGGAGGUGAUCCCGGCCACAGAUCCCCGGGCAGCCCAGCUGGUCUCAGGCUCCCAGCCCCCUGCAGCUGCCAGGACAUCAUUCCAGACGCAAGGCUUCCAGAGGGCUCAUCCCAAGGUGUUGGGGACYAUCCACAUCUUCAGUGGGAUCAUCCACAUCUGCUUUGGGAUCAUCCUGACGCUGUCGGAGCAYGACAACCCUUCCCUCCCUGUGGCCAGCGGGAUCCUCUUCUGGCUUGGGAUCCUGCAGCUCCUGGUCUCAGGCUCGUUGCUGGUGGAAAGUGAAAGGAGAGACAGCCCCAUGCUGGUCAAGACCUGCUGCGUGGUCAACGUGGGCGUUGUCCUGAGCACGCUGGUGGCCACUGGGAUCCAUGGCAUGGCCAUCACCCGGCACAUGCCCGGCUGUGAGAAGCUCAGGCCUUUCCAGAUCCGCCCGGAAUGGUGCCUCAACAUGCAGGGCAAGAUCCUGAGCAAUGGGCUGGAUUCCACCUUGGUGCUUCUCAGCCUCCUGGGAUUCUGCGUGGCUGUGGCAGUUUUGGCGUUUGGRUACGACAUCGUCCGRCAGCACAGAUACACUCAACUGGCGCCGUAGCCAUGGCCAAGCCCCCGACAUGGAGCCGCAUCCCGGGGGCGACCCCGGUACCGGAC